Messenger RNA from Chrysoperla carnea, 872 nucleotides. RefSeq names its product DNA replication complex GINS protein SLD5 (gene Sld5). Gene Ontology annotation, cellular component: GINS complex. Bases 225 to 872 code for a protein of 215 amino acids. The record is from RefSeq and is a predicted model, not a curated record. The transcript is spliced from 2 exons. Gene Ontology annotation, biological process: DNA-templated DNA replication; double-strand break repair via break-induced replication. Lineage: Eukaryota; Metazoa; Arthropoda; Insecta; Neuroptera; Chrysopidae.
GUAUGUUCACAGACAAAGAAUUUUUUCUGUCAGUUUUACUGUACAUUAAUACUGUCUUUCCGCUACUAUGGCUUAAGUAAAUCUGCUAAACUCAACCAAUACUAUGGAUGGAACAAACCUAUUGAAGUUGUCAUUUUAUGAAAACAAUUAGUAUGGCGGGUAAUUUAAUGCCACUGAUUGAAUAAUUUAUUUUGGUUAUUUCAAAAACAUUAUUAAUAACGAGCAUGGAUGAUAGUACAUUUGACGAAUUUUUAACAAACGAAAGUGUUGAAGAGGAAUUAACAGCUGGUGAAGUAUUAAAAGAAAUUGAGGAAGCAUGGCUUAAUGAACGAUUUGCACCAGAAAUUUUACCAAAUCGAACUGAUUUAGUUGAAUGUAUGCUUGGUCAAUUACAUCACAUGGAAAAUAAUUUGAAGAAGUUGAAGAAAAAUGAAUUAAUUGCUGUUAUACAUAAAAUGGAAAUUGAUCGUAUUCGUUUUAUCAUAACAAGUUACAUGCGUACUAGGUUAGAAAAAAUUGAAUUAUUUACAAAACACAUAUUAGAUGCCGAAAAAGAUCGUAUAGAAUCAAAUGUUUUACAAUAUCUAUCACCAGAAGAAUAUACAUUUGCACAAGAAUUUCUAACCCACGAGGAAACGUUGUUCCAAAAUAAUGGUAUGAGGCAUAUGUUAGGGAGUGCACAGCAAAUGGAUUGGAAAGAAACUUUAAUUAAACCAAAUUUGAACACACAUGUUUUUCUAAAAGUAAAAGAAGAUGUUCAAGGUUUAGUAAUUGGAAGUGAAAUUAUGGAUUUAGAAAAAGAUUCACAGCAUGUUGUUAGUUAUAAUCCUGUAGCAAAUUUAUUAAAAAAUGGAAAAAUUCGAUUAAUAUAA